Messenger RNA from Plutella xylostella (diamondback moth), 1208 nucleotides. RefSeq lists its product as uncharacterized. The record is from RefSeq and is a predicted model, not a curated record. Gene Ontology annotation, molecular function: zinc ion binding. NCBI's taxonomy places the organism in Eukaryota, Metazoa, Arthropoda, Insecta, Lepidoptera, Plutellidae.
CUUGUUGAGUCAUGACAAGAAAUUGAAUAGAAUUUAUUAUUAAUUUCACUAUGGGAUUUAUAAGUAAACAGUAAACAUACAUACGAAAUACCGAGCGUAUACCAUCUUUUAAGUGCUAGUAUCUAGGACCGAUUUACCGCAGGCAAUAAUGGAUCCCAAAGAUAAAACUAAUGAUCUCUCAGAAAUCCCAGGUUGCAGUCAUGGAAAUGCGACUCCAAGGAAUGAAAACAAAAAGGAGCAUGAUGAUGAUGAGUCUGUCCGAUCUCGAGAAAUUGCUACACAGUUGCUGGAUGAAACUGUUGACUGCCAAGCCACGACUACAUCCAGGCAUGAUGCCAUAGCAUUGUUAUCGCUUGCUCUAGGAAAGGAGGUGUCCGUCAAGCUCAAUGUCAACAACCCUAAAAUGCCUGUGCUGAUUAUAAAUAGUGGCUCUUUAAGUGAAAGUAAUGAGACUAUUAUGAUACAAGACCAGGAAACAUGUUCCGAUUUGCUUUCUCGCUCAUCAGUGAGGCUUUAUCAGCCUCCAACUCUCUUCAUUCAAGCGUUACGUAAACUGACGAACCAACAGGCAAUCCUCGGUAUGAAUGCAGAGACAUACAUAGACCAUUUAGGACAGCUACUUGGAGUCAGCAACAGCAGAAUACGGCGCAGCAUGGAGAAAAGCCCAGAGUUGUCAGCACCAGAUUCCCUGACCAGUGCUCCACCAUCUUAUUCAUUCGUUUUGAGGCAAAUGGCGGCACGGGCCAGGAGACCACGGCUCAUGGGGACUUUUAUUCCAUCCCCAUCUUUCAUAACCCAUACUCCUCCUCCGAAUUACGCUAAUGCUUUCGAUAUCUAUGUUGAUAACCCACCGCCUCCCCCUGUGAGGGUUUAUACGUACGGCUUCACACCACAGUUGGUUAUAUGUCCAGACUGUGGGUACACUGGCAUGACAGUGAUCAAAGCAAAAAUAACGCUGUGCACGCAUUUGAGUGCAAUGAUACUUUGUCUUUUUUGCUGUUGGCUGUGUGUUCCGCUUCCUUACUUUUUGAGAUCGUGCAAAGAAGUCGAACAUUAUUGUUUUCAAUGCAACAACUACCUGGGCAUAUAUUGUCCGACUAAUCCUGAAAGUUCUGUGCGUUAAUUAUCUUUUUUAAAAGGACGGAAGUUCCAUUACAAGGCUAAGUAAAGCGUGAUUAAAGUUUAUUUGUAACAUUCAGUAUCACACA